AUGGGCACCAUGUUGCUGCUUUGUGCUUUGGGGGCUUUACUCAGCUGUCCAUCUAACGCUGGAUGGGCAGGGAGGGAGUUCGCCCUGUCAUUCAUGCAGAAUUAUGCUCCAGACUACGACAGUCCUCGCUUUCAGCUAUACAUCACCGCUGUUCAGGCCAAUGCUAAAGUGACAGUACAAGUGCCUCCUUUAAACUUCAAGCAAGAGAAAACUCUAAAUGCUGGAGAAACAGUCACCAUCAGUCUCCCAACCAGUGUUGAGAUGUAUGGCAGCCAGAAGUCUCCCAACACGGUGCGCAUUGAAGCCUCAGCAGAUGUGACUGUAACCUCUUUCAGCUCCAAGCUGUACACAGCAGACACCUCUGUGGUGUAUCCCACCACUGAAUGGGGUACAGAAUAUUUCAUCUUUACACCUGCUGGGUCCCCCUAUGGCUCAUUUAAAGAGUUCUCUGUGACAAAUGGAAAAGAGAGCAACAAAGUGGAGAUUUUCCCACUCGGCUCCAUCAGCUUUCAGGGUCGUGUGUAUGAGAGUGGCAGCCAAAUGCUGAUAGAUCUCCAGCCGUAUGAGAGUGUCCAGCUCCAGAGCGUGUAUGAACUCUCUGGCACCAGAGUUGCCUCCCAGCUUCCGGUUGCUGUUGUCACGGGUCACACUUGCACCUGGCGCUUCUCCAAAUGUAACCAUGUAUAUGAGCAGCUGCUGCCAGUUAGCAGGUGGGGAUCCAGCUUUAUCGUGCCUCCCCUGACUUUCCAGGAUAGAUAUGACAGCGUCUUCCUCCUGGCCUCCCAGGCCACCCGAGCCACUGUCCAAUACGGCAACCGUGAAGAAGUUUUGACUUUGAUCAGGGGGCAGAUAAUGGAGGUCCGCUACCACAAUCCCGAAACACUGUCCAUUCAGGCUGAUCAUGGCAUCCAGGUCCUCAUGCUCUUCAACGGCUCUUGA
Molecule: messenger RNA, 939 nt
Organism: Perca flavescens (yellow perch)
Lineage: Eukaryota; Metazoa; Chordata; Actinopteri; Perciformes; Percidae
Product: IgGFc-binding protein-like
Exons: 3
Coding region: 1-939 (312 amino acids)
Source: RefSeq, a predicted model, not a curated record